Molecule: messenger RNA, 1338 nt
Organism: Vicia villosa (hairy vetch)
Lineage: Eukaryota; Viridiplantae; Streptophyta; Magnoliopsida; Fabales; Fabaceae
Exons: 2
Coding region: 233-1060 (275 amino acids)
Biological process (GO): SCF-dependent proteasomal ubiquitin-dependent protein catabolic process
Cellular component (GO): SCF ubiquitin ligase complex
Molecular function (GO): protein binding
Source: RefSeq, a predicted model, not a curated record
AUCUUAGGAUUUUCUCUCUGCUUAGCCCCUUUUAUAUUUUAGGGUUUUUUUGUUGCUUCUUCUCAAAAUCAAUCAGAUUCUUCAAUCGAAGACACUCUUUGAUCCAACAUUUAUUGUUGCUUUUCUUUCCCACCGCCAGGGUAUUUCAGGAAUACCGAUAGUUUGAUCGAAGAAUCAAUUAAGGUUUUGAAAAAACCCAUCUUCAUCAUCGUCAUCAAAAUCCAGUGUUACAAUGAGAAUAACAACAACAACAAGAAGAAAAAUGGCUGCACAACAAGAGGUUUCAGAAGCAUCAAAAAGACGAAAAAUGGCUGCACAACAAGAGGUUUCAGAAGCAUCAAAAAGACGAAAAAUGGCUGCACAACAAGAGGUUUCAGAAGCAUCAAAAAGAAGAAAAAUGACGGAAGAAGCAUGUUCAUAUUUACCGGAUGAUUUAUGGGAGUGUGUCUUCAAAUCUCUCAAUGGCGACCACUUGACUUUCAAGUCUCUCUCCGUCGUCUCAAAACAGUUUCUCUACAUCACCAACCGUCUCCGAAGCUCUCUCACAAUCACCGAUCAAACCAUCCCUUUCCUUCCUCGCAUCUUCCAAAGGUUUCCUAACCUCAGAUCACUCGACCUGACUCGCUUAUCUAGAGUAUGUGACCUCGAUGCCCUUCUUAUCCAAAUCUCCACUUUCAACUGUGACCUGCGAGAUUUGUCCUGCAACAGCAUCGCUGCAAAUGGAUUACGAGCUUUGUCCAAAACGAUGAAGAAUUUGACUUCUUUUUCAUGUUCCAGAAUGUAUAAUAUCAACAAGAAAGACCUUUUCUUCAUUGCUGAGUGUUUCCCUUUACUCGAAGAACUCGUUCUCACUAAUCCCUAUGUUUCUAGUUACUAUGAUUUAAUGCUAGAUGAUAAUGAUCCAUUCUUGGCACUUCCCAAACUCCGCAAGCUUGAUUUGUCUGGCAAUUUCAUCAAGGAUCUGGAAUCUAUUAACUAUCACUUAAAGAACUGUCACCUCCUUCAAGAGUUUAUAAUGGUUGACUGUUUUUUUUGGAGACUAAUGAGUAUAUAUCAAUAAUAGCUAGCCAAACUUAUGUAUUGAGUUAUUUCAUGCAAUGUUUUAGUUAUGAAACUGAUGUACAAUACAAGCCGCUGCGAGAAAUGCUCGUCUAUUCGUCUAUUUCAUGUCAUGUGUAGCUCAUCAUCAUUGAAUCAAUGAAUAUUUUUUUUAUCGUUACAAUACUGAUACGCUCGUAUGUAAAUUUUAAUGCUUAAAGUUAAAAAAUUUCAGUUCAUUAAAAGAAAAUUGAGUUUUGAGAUUGUGAAAUAUUGACUUUUGAGAAAAAAAUAAUUAAA